Messenger RNA from Anopheles stephensi (Asian malaria mosquito), 3046 nucleotides. RefSeq names its product tetratricopeptide repeat protein 39C-like. The transcript has 8 exons. The record is from RefSeq and is a predicted model, not a curated record. Bases 363 to 2624 code for a protein of 753 amino acids. Gene Ontology annotation, molecular function: protein binding. Lineage: Eukaryota; Metazoa; Arthropoda; Insecta; Diptera; Culicidae. Gene Ontology annotation, biological process: cilium assembly.
UUGAGGGCCGCCCUAAAAAGUUUGGAACCUGUACCUCAAGCGUUUGUAGUGAAAAGCAAGCUGUGUGCUGAGUAUGUAAAGAGCUUUGUGUUUGUGGACUGCUGUGAUGUGAUGUCAGACCGACCAACCUUAACAACCGACGUUAAUUACUGUUGAAGGUGUUUGUUAUGAAACAGUUCCUGCUAGCGAUAAAGCGGUUGCGGUUAGUUGAAAGGGUACCGUGCUAAAAACACCCGGCAAAUUGAAAAUUACAUCGCGAUUGGUUUAAACUGCGUACAGCCUACGAAUGUGCAUCAAUUUUGCUGGUUGAUGGAAUAUACGGGACACGGCAAGGUAUUCACUGUUGCCACUCUCACGACAUCAUGUGUACCACUUCCGCUGUGCGAGAACAAACAAUGGAUGAUCUCAAGGAUUGGGAGUACGUAAAGCAGGGCAUCACCAUGUGGCUUAACAACAUGCCGAAAGCUGCCGAGGAUAGCUUUAAGGAUCGGCCGUCCAGUGUGCACAUUGUAGCAGGGCACACAUUCAUCUCGUUCAUGAUUCUUCCACAUUCACAGUGCGUGAUCUGGCGUGCUUUCUGCUUUUUCGCUCCACAGAAUGCCGUCAUUUCGUGGGAAACGGAAAAGAUGAAUGAUGCCCAAACACGCCUCCGUGAGCUCGAGAAACAGUGUGCCGGCGAUGUCGGCUGGUUGAAAUCGGUUCGAUCGAAGCUGUUCGGGUCUAGCGAACCACGAAAAUCACUUACCGAAACGCUGGAAGAGCAGAUUAUACUGGCCGACAGCCAGCUCUGUCUAGCGAUACUGGUGUCCUUGGGCCAGGAUAUUGGUGGAUUCGUUAAGGGCGGAUGGCUGCUGCGGAAGGCUUGGAAGGUGUACCAGCACACGUAUCAACAGAUCUACCAGCUGUACUCCGAUACGGUGGGAGAGAAUGGAGAAGCGUCCAUUCCACAGGCUCCCCUACGUCACCAGUUGCAGAGCAGAGAGUCGGGUGCGAGGUUAUCACUCGACCUGGGCACUCCUUCUUCCACGGAUUGGACGGUACCGAACUCCACCCUUCAGUCUCCGGAUGAUUGCAAGUGGACAGCGCACCUGGAGGCGCUGCGUAAAUCGAAAACUACAACCUUUGAACCUUCCGAGCCUUUUAACGAAACGACCUCGAGUGAAUCCGACCCAAGCGGAAGCAGUGGCAGUGUGAAGAAGAGCUACACAACUGAAUUUGUUGGGAUUGGCAUUCCGUCGGGUGCAGGAUCAAGUACCGAGUCACUGGAGAACAGUGGAGCGAUGGAGCAAAUGGAUCGCGGAAGUGCCGACCGAGAUCGUUUGAUGUUGGACCUGAGCCAGGGAAGAGAGCGACGAAUAAACUUAAUGCCUAAUGGGAUACCUCCAAGAGCAACCACUAGCUGGCGGUCGUUAGCAACAGCUCCUUGUGAGCCAGGUCCAAGCGAAAGAGCCAUCCAUCCAGAAGACAUCCACCGGCUAAUGGGCGCAAUCAGCUUCGGGUAUGGCGUGUUUCAGCUGAGCAUAUCGUUGCUACCACCGAGUUUGCUCAAGCUGAUCAGCUUUCUCGGGUUCGAAGGUGAUCGGGCAAUGGGGAUUGCGUGUUUGAGCUUUUCCCGCCAAAGCAACGACAUGCGGGCACCGUUGGCUACGCUCGCGCUUCUCUGGUACUACACGAUCGUGACGCCAUUUUUUGCACUGGAUGGUUCGAACCUGAGCAUCGAAAUUAGUGCCGCCCAGGAGCUGCUCGAUGAAGCAAACGAUCAGUUUGCCAAGUCGUCGCUGUUCCUGUUCUUUCGGGGUCGUGUCGAGCGGUUGAAGUCCAACAUUGAGGAUGCGAUACGUGCCUACGAGCUAGCAUACCGUUCAUCCGCUCAGCGCGAGAUUAAAUUGCUGUGUCUGCACGAGAUUGGAUGGUGCCGGUUGAUUCAGUUGGAUUUUGGAACGGCGAUGAAGAACUUUAAGGAACUGAAGAUGUGCAGCCAAUUUUCCAAGAGCUUUUACUCGUAUCUGACAGCAAUAUGUGAAGGAUCGUUCGGGCAGUUUGCCAACCUCGUCAAGUGGCGUUCGGAAAUACUGGAAUUGGUCAACCGAUCUCCACAGAAGGACUCACAGAUUGAGCGGUACAUAUUCCGACGCAGCUUAAAGUUGCCACGCGCGGAAGGUGGAGAGCAACCAAAGUACCGCAGUUCGCUCUACUGGAAGUAUUUGGUGUUCGAGAUGCUCUUUCUCUGGAACACGCUGAGCAGCUGCAACGAGGAGCAGCUCGAAAGCAUGGUUGCCGACUGUUCGCAACCAACCGAUGCAUUCAGCGAACCGAUGGUUGGAAUCUCCCGCUUGAUUCUGGGCGCCUGUCUGAGCUGUCUGGCCCGCUUCGACGAAGCGAUUCACGCAUUCCGUGAGUGUAUCUCGAUGAGGGAAAGAUUCGAGCAUCAGGAGCAACAGGAUACGCACAUUUCGGCCUUUGCCCACUACGAGCUGGCCGUGCUUCUGCUGCGCCAGCAGCAGCACGCCACCACAGCUGAAGCGCAUCGUUUGCUUACGCACGCGCAGCAAAACUUCAAAAACUACGACUUUGAUAACCGUGUCAGCGUGCGCAUUCACACGCUCCUGAAGCGGCUGGAUUAGAAGGAGUGCAUGUUUUCGGACUGUUGGACGAUAUUUUUAAUGGUGCCUUAUUUAUUGAUACAUACAUACACCCAGAAAGUAAAUGUUUAGCUGCCGAGCGUAAACGACAUGUUUUUGGGGGGAUAAUUCUGAAUAGUCACGUACACUACUUGCUGGUCAAGAGAAUCGUAACGUAGGAAGAUUGAGUAGAUAGUCCUUGCCUUCCAGCUGCCACCAACCAGUGCUGAGUGCAAUACUAGAAGCAAUGCUGUUGUUGAUUUUUUUAUUAUUACCCAUUACUUAUCCACUUGCAGCAAAAGCAACAGAAGGUUCAACAAUCGCAAAUCGGAAACAAUAACUUUUAUACAAUGCACAAGUUUCAAACCAAUUUGUCCAAUUGUUGAUGAGUAGAGUAAGUAAUCCAAAUAAAGCAAACAAACAAA